AUGAGUUUUGAUCAAAAUUUCAGGCUGAGCGGCUUCCAAGACAUCACCUUGAAGCCUGCUCCAAAACGCAUCGUCAUUUGCUGCGAUGGCACUUGGCAAUCGUCCGUUUCUAACGUGGACAAUGUUCCGUCAAACAUAACCCAGAUCGCACGAUACCUCCUUAGGGUUGGCAAGGAUACGAAGGGCGAGCAAUGGCAGCAGCUUGUUUACUACGAUGCCGGCAUUGGUACUGGUGUUAGCUCCAUGGAAGCCACCCGAGAAGGCAUGACGGGCUCUGGAUUUGUGGGCAAUGUCAUUGAGGCGUACAACUUCAUUGUAUUGAAUUACAAUCCCGGUGACCAGGUUUUCUGCUUCGGAUUCUCGCGUAGCGCCUAUACGGCGCGUGCUGUUGCUGGGUUAGUCACAGACAUCGGUAUUGUCAAACCGAGAGAUAUGCAGGACUUUCGGGAACUGUACCGUACCUAUCAGCACUACAAGGACAGUAACAUGUUCAGGAAGUCAAAGGCAUGGCGCGAACAAUCUCCAUACCAAUGGAAGAAACGACCUCAUGUUGCAGCACCAGAGUCAACUCGGUGGGUUGAAGCCGUUGGUGUCUUCGAUACCGUUGGAGCCCUCGGUGUCCCAGAUGUAGAAGGAUGGUUCAGUUAUAGCAUCAAUUUUCUGGCUCACAAAAUCCUUGCCGAGGAGUUUGGCUUCCGGAAUGUCGCGCUUAGCCCUUUGAAGCCCUUCGAUGCCACAAUAUGGCAUCUCUAUCCAGGUGACGGUACAGCAAAAACUCACAAGCCAGUGUCUGAGCUGAAAGAGAGACUAAACAAGCUCCGCGACACGGAUGAUACUCCUGAAGCCGAGAUUCAGGAAGCUUGGGAAAACCUCGUUGACGCUAAAAUGCACGAAGACCUCAAAGGCAGCAAUUCAAUGCUCAAGCAAGUUUGGUUCCCUGGCGUCCACAUCAAUAUUGGUGGAGGAAGUGAUGAUCUCUUCAAAGACAAACUAGGCGACUUUGAGCAAAUCUCCACCAUCACGCUCGUUUGGAUGGUAGAGCAACUCAAGAAGCACCUCGCCUUCGAACUGAACGCUCCAGCCCUCUGGAACCAAGAUCACUUCCUCCUCUUGCAACCCAUCAUCGAAAGUCUCCUCAGCGAUCACGCUAAGUACAAAAACAACUGGCUCGUCAAGAAAAUCGACAACAUGCUCGCCAAAGACAAAACUGACCCUUGGAACGACGGCAACAAGACGCGAUCCAAGGUGCUCGCGGCCGACGCUCUGCAAGGCUGGGAAACGGGACCCAUCGUCGACAGCUUCGAAGGGAUGAUGAAGAAAGCCGGCUCAAAGUACCGCACACCAGGCGAAUACCGCGACGAGAACCCCCCUCAAGGCGCAACAAGAAAAACGGAAGAGGAGAUCCAUCCCACUGUAUGGUACAGGAUUCAGCAACUAGGCAAAGAGUACCAGCCCGUAUCACUCAAGAGCUUCAAGCGCGAACAGAAGAAGAGCGCGAAUGGCGUGAGCUACGAGUGGGUGAAAGGCAACGUGCGAAUUCCGGAGUCCAAGAUCGGUGGUAUGCAGAGUAUCGAGCGGUCGUGCCUGGUAAGCCACACGGGGAAGGAGUUCAUGGGUAGCUUGGAUAAGGAGUAUGGUGUUGAUUCGUGGGAGGCGAAGGCUCUGGAUGGACCACUGGAGGCGGCGGAGUCGAGGCAGAAUCAUAGGUUCCAACCUGGUCAGGGCUUCUCAUUCUGUUAA
This is a messenger RNA of Bipolaris victoriae FI3, 1740 nucleotides long. RefSeq lists its product as hypothetical. The coding region runs from base 1 to 1740 and encodes 579 amino acids. The transcript is spliced from 6 exons. The record is from RefSeq and is a predicted model, not a curated record. NCBI's taxonomy places the organism in Eukaryota, Fungi, Ascomycota, Dothideomycetes, Pleosporales, Pleosporaceae.